This is a messenger RNA of Hylaeus volcanicus, 2849 nucleotides long. RefSeq names its product BRCA1-associated protein. The transcript has 6 exons. Lineage: Eukaryota; Metazoa; Arthropoda; Insecta; Hymenoptera; Colletidae. Gene Ontology annotation, biological process: protein ubiquitination; Ras protein signal transduction. Gene Ontology annotation, molecular function: ubiquitin protein ligase activity; zinc ion binding. Bases 462 to 2042 code for a protein of 526 amino acids. Gene Ontology annotation, cellular component: cytoplasm. The record is from RefSeq and is a predicted model, not a curated record.
UACUAUUUAUUGGUCCAUUAAUGGCCUAUCUGGAUGCACCCAAACUGAGGAAUUUGGAAUCAAAACAUCUUUAGAAUUGAUUGUGAAAGAGAAUGUCAUCGCGACCGUGACAAUUCGGUGUGUUUGUAAACUUACUGUGAUCAGAAUGUAAACAGUUUACAGUUUAUUAGUAAUAAUUGGAGAAAAUGGAAAGCAUCGAGUGAAAGAUAAAUUUAACCUGGUUAAUCAGAAGUGCGACGUUUCGCAAGGUUCUUGUCAGUUGAUCAUGGGGGUCGCUUAAAGUGCUAACAAGUACUUAACAAUAAUGAGCACAAUGAAAAAUUUGUUUGUAAUAAUGCGCGAUAAGUAUUAUUUCAUGGGAUGAGUUCCUCUCCUUUUUCGGUGUCUCUCUGCGUUAUUCGCGUCGAGGUUAUUGACGAGGAUUCUGAAAAAUCGAAUGUGGAUUUCGUAAUCCAGGCACAAUGACUGCCAAGAUGAGGGGUCGCAGAGAACCAACAAAGAUAAAUACAGAGAACUGCACGAGUUUUACUGAGAAGCCAGAUCUAUCUCAUGCUUCUCAGGGAACUAGCAUAUCUGGCUCUACCUCUAGAGCUAAUUCAGAAGAAGCUACUUAUGAUAAUUCAGAGGUUGCUGGUGCAAGUGCAUGUGCCUGUGAUCAAAUCAGUUUUAUCUCUGGAAACCCAUUUGUUGAAGUGACCAAGGGAAUUAUACAUUUAUACAAAGAAAACAAAUUAACAGACAUACGUCAUGCAGCAGAGCGUACCCAAACUAUCUGCAUUCUUGCAGUCCCAGCUACAAUGACCUGUCAUGACCUUUUAAGGUUUACAGCCCCUUGCCACCAAGAUGUUAGGCAUUUUAGGAUACUUAGAGAUGGUAGUCCUAAUCAAUACAUGGCAUUGAUUACCUUUAAAUCUGCAAAUGCAACAACAGAAUUUUAUGGUUCUUUUAAUGGCACUCCAUAUAAUUCUUUUGAGCCAGAUGUUAUCUGUCAUAUGGUGUUUGUGUAUAGUGUAGAAGUAACAUAUAAUGCUAUCCCUUUGUCUGGCCACACAGAAUUACCACUUUGUCCAGUUUGUUUAGAAAGAAUGGACGAGAGUGUUGAUGGAAUUUUAACAAUUCUAUGCAACCACACAUUUCAUGCAAGUUGCUUAGCCAAGUGGGGAGAUACCUCUUGUCCAGUUUGUAGAUAUGCUCAAACACCAGAAUCGCUUGCAGAUAGCUACUGUAUGGAGUGCAAUAGUGGAGAAAGCAAUGAUGCUCUGUGGAUCUGCUUAAUAUGUGGACAUAUAGGUUGCUCACGGUAUCAUCAAGGUCACGCUUUCCAGCAUUAUCGUGAGACGCACCACUGUUAUGCCAUGCAAUUAGGCCAAAAUAGAGUCUGGGAUUAUGUAGGAGAUAAUUUCGUUCAUAGAUUAUUACAAAACAAAGAUGGCAAAAUGGUUGAAGGUGGCCCUACAGCGACCAAGGCUGAAGGUACUGCAAUGGAAGAGAAAGUAGAUUCAGUACAGUUGGAGUUCACUUACCUUCUCACAUCACAAUUAGAAACUCAAAGACAGUAUUUCGAAGAGAGAUUGGGAAGAUUAGAGCAACACUCUGUUUUACAAAAUACGGAACUUAGAGAAAAAUUAGGUCAGGUAUCAGAAGAAAAUGCUAAAGUGAAGGAAGAGUUAGCAACUCUAAGUCGCGAAAAGCAGAGCGUAGAUAAACGACUGCAACAAGUUAGUAAUAAAUUAAUGGCGGUUCAAACGGAAUUAACCGAAGAAAAAGAAUUAAGGAAGGCGUUAGAGUUAAAUCAAGCCACUUGGCAAGACAAAUAUAAAACACUGCAAGAUGAAAUGACUGAAUGUCAAAGCGCAAAGAAAGCAGAAGUCGCGGAUCUAAAAGAACAGAUUCAGGAUUUAAUGUUCUAUCUUGAUGCUCAACAGAAAGUCGAAAAGUCGGAGCUGAGGGAAGAAAUUGCAUCAGGUCGUAUACUGAUCCCAGAGACAUCUGGUACUGCUAAAAAAAAUACUGGUCCUUUAAAGUCUCGUAAAAAACGUUGAUGUCACCAAUAUUCUAUGUAACAAUUACAAUUUAUGUCUUGUCUAGAAAUUACGUUGAUUCGUAUGUUUCAUGGUAUUAUUUUUGUUAAAAUUGAAAGUUCCUGUCGAGAUCGCCCGCAAGCAAUUUACAAAGAAAAAUUUUAAGGUUAACUUGCUGGUUUCUACUUUUAUAUGAUUGAAUUUGAAACGAAGCAACAAAAAAAAAAGUAAAAAUCAAUAAUAUACAGACCAGAAAAAUGUUUUGACUAAGAAAUUCAAGGUCUAAAGAAUCUUUUUAUUUUGUAAAGUUUUUAUAAUUGAGCAGUAUGCGAGGACAAUUUUUUAAUGUUUACUGUAUCUAAGAACAAAAAUAAUAUAUGAAACGGUACAUAUUACAUAUAAAUUGCGGUCUAUCGCAUAUGCGUGUAUAAACAUUGUGAAAUAAACAUUUCGAAUUUUUCUUUUUUAUACUAAAAAAUAAAUAAAUUAAAGAUAGGUUUGUGUUUUUCAUUUUUCACGAAACUGGUAUUUGAAUAAAACCUAAACAAGGUAUGUUUAAUUAACCUGUACCAAUAGUGAUUGUACGAUGUUUUAGAUAAAAACUAGUAACUCUGUUGCGAAAACAAUUAUUUGAAAUAAGUUUUACAUUUCAUCUUAUAAAUAUUGACAAAUUUUGUUUCGAAACAUAUAUAAUAAAAUUCUUAGACAGGUUAUCGCGAUAAGUCGAAAAUACAGAAUAGUACGUACAUAAUUCGAUUCCGUUCAUUGAAUAACUAUGUAAUGUAAAUGUGUACUUGAAUUUAAAUAAAUUUCUUUUACUUACAAAAA